Messenger RNA from Saccostrea cuccullata (small rock oyster), 5884 nucleotides. Its product is annotated as sal-like protein 3. Gene Ontology annotation, molecular function: DNA-binding transcription factor activity, RNA polymerase II-specific; RNA polymerase II cis-regulatory region sequence-specific DNA binding. Gene Ontology annotation, biological process: regulation of transcription by RNA polymerase II. The transcript is spliced from 5 exons. The record is from RefSeq and is a predicted model, not a curated record. Lineage: Eukaryota; Metazoa; Mollusca; Bivalvia; Ostreida; Ostreidae. Gene Ontology annotation, cellular component: nucleus. The coding region runs from base 127 to 4323 and encodes 1398 amino acids.
UCAGCCUCGCGAUUUGAUUAUAAUAAUCUGAGCGCAUAACAAUAAUCAUAUUUCUGACAUGCGCGUUAAGAUAUUCAGAAAUUGCAACAGUGAAAAAGUUAUUUCAUUUUGAAUGUGAGAUACACCAUGUCGCGUCGAAAGCAACCCAAACCUAGACACAUAGAGGCGGAAGACGAAUUAGCAAGUAUUUUACAGAAUGCCCCAAAAUUCCGCGAAAAUCCAUUGAGGUUUAUUUCAAAUCCCGAGCCUAGCCCUGUCACUACUUCCUGUCCGAGUUCUGAAGAUGCCCAUGUCUGUGGAAAAUGUCGGGAGGAGUUCCUAGGAUUGGAGGAGUUCCUGUCUCAUAAAAAGGUGUGCAGCAGUAAAGUUGUUUUGGUUUACGAGGGUAAAGACAGUGAAAACACUGAAAACAGUGACCCCGACUUUGGUGAUCUGAACCCGCCAUUAAAAGUUCCGCGAUAUUCUGACCCUGAGGAGUAUAACUGUGGGGGGUCGGACGGUGAAGGAACAGACUUCAUGGAUAAUUUUGAUGACGACGAAAAUGAAAUAAUGGAUGCCGAGGACCAGGAAAUAGCCAAUGAGGAGAUAGAUGAGGACCUGAUGAAGAUCUCUAUGAUGAAUGCUGCGGCGGCGGCAGAGGAGGAAAUCUCUGGGGACAGUGAGGAGGAUGAGGAGAACAAUAACAUGACGGACAGUAAGAGUGAGGAGAAGUGUUCCGAGGACAAUAAAGACAAAACAACAGGUGCCCUCCCAGGGCCCCUCAUGUUCCCAUUCUCACAAUUCCUACCCACAAACUCUAAUGUCACCUUGGAGCCCAUGAAUGCCACUCGUGCAGCAGUGGCCCAGUUUGCUGAGAACAAUUUAGCACCAGCAGAAAUUGCUUUGUUGCACUCCACUCUUUUCAAUUUACAGCAGCAGCAGAUCUUGCAACUUCAGUUGAUUCAGCAACUACAGUUACAAGUAAACAUGGGAGGCACCCCCACCACCUCUCCCCUGCCAUUUUUGCCACCAGUUUUGCCCUCACAAUCAUCAUCUCAGGAAUUCAACAAUCCUAAACCUCAGAGCAGUAACAGUUUGGAUGAGGACAGUGUGCAGGAUCUGAGUAGUAAGGAGGACAAGUCGGAGGAAACUCCAGAGACUCCGGGGACCGAAGGGAUGGAAUCCAAGCCUGCUACACUCACCACCCCAGCCUCCCCCUCCCCGGUGGUGCCCACCUUACCCUCAUCUCUACCCCUGUCUGGCAAGGAUCUAGUGCCCCCUGUCCCACCACCCACCUCUGAGUUUGCCAAGCUUACCAAAUUGGUUGAGCGUUCGCAGUAUGUCAGCGAUGACCCAUUUUUCCGCCACAAGUGUCGCCUCUGUCAGAAGGUCUUUGGCAGUGACAGUGCCCUGCAAAUCCACAUCCGCUCUCAUACAGGCGAGAGGCCGUUUAAAUGCAACAUAUGUGGGAAUCGCUUUACAACGAGAGGGAAUCUGAAGGUUCACUUCGAGAGACAUAAAGCCAAGUACCCUCAUGUUAAGAUGAACCCCCACCCUGUCCCAGAACAUCUUGACAAAAUACCAUCAAUGCCUCUGAUUGGAUCCCCUUUCCCAACAACACCGACGCCGCCUCUUCCACUUCCGGGAGGAAUGUUCACCUCAGCGCCACCUAUGUCAAUUUCUUCUAUGAUGUCAUCAAUUUACUCCAACUCUAUGUUUGGGCCUAGACCAGCACCGCGAUUUCCACCAGGACCCUCUCAUAGCGGAGAGCAGAGAUCCUCGAGUGCUGCAUCUUCCUCAAGUCUCUCUCAAACCAGUCCCACACCAACAGCACAGACUGCAAGUGAAGCGCCGGUGCGUAAGUCUCCCAACGUAACUGAUACAGCAGUCACUACACCAGCGACGUCUGCUGUGAAGCGCGAGGCACCCAGCCCGAUUGAGUCCCAGUCCAAAAUGAGUCGUCAAUCUAGUCAAUUUCCUCUUCUAUCACCAGUCCCAUCAGUACCACCACCUCCUCUGACGCCAUCUGCUGGUGGAUACUCAUCACGUGAUUCAAUCUUGCCAACUAAACUGAUUGACCAUGACGAAAGUCUAGAGCAGUAUAUGGAAAUCGAUCGUUCAGAGACGUCUAAGCUACAACAACUCGUAGACAAUCUGGAAAACAAAGUAUCGGAUCCAAACCAAUGCGUUAUAUGCCACCGUGUUCUUAGCUGUAAAAGCGCCCUUCAGAUGCAUUACCGCAUCCAUACUGGUGAACGACCAUACAAAUGCAAGAUUUGUGGCCGGGCCUUUACAACGAAAGGAAACUUGAAAACUCACAUGGGUGUUCAUCGAAUGAAACCCCCUAUCAGGAUGAUGCACCAAUGCCCAGUUUGUCACAAAAGCUUUACAAACCUAUUGGUUCUACAACAGCACAUACGAAGCCACGCAAGCUUGCCUGGGAUGCCACCGAUGCCAGACAUGUCUCAUUUCAAAGCAUUUGGAAACUUCCCGAGACCCAUGGAAUGGGGUCACCGACCAUUUGAUCUUUCCUUCAGACCCGGACCUGAAAGGGAACUAGACCUUAGCAAAACAUCCCCAACGUAUCAGAUGAAACGAAGCAAGGAAUACGAAGAUGACAUGGAGGAUAGAGAUGUUUCUAGAGAUAUGGAUGAUGAUUACAACGACGAACCAAGUCGUAGCGAAGGAGAGUUACGACAAAAUGGCAAUGAUCAUGCAGACGAGACAAAUGAGGAGGAAGGCAAUGGAAAUGAUAAAGAAAACCAUUUAAAGGAUCGUCCCUUACGGCCGGAUUCAGCAAAAUCUGACAGUUCGAAAGGUUCCGCCAGAUCUGCAUCUCCAAACACAGAUGACGAGAGCAAUUUGGGAUUUCACUCCACAAGCAUGUUUACCCCUUCCUUAGGAAUGGGAUCGAUACCUUCAUAUAACACUUCUCUCGCUGCACUUGAAGAACGCGUGCGAGCAAUUGAUUCUUCCAUGGCGAGUCAUAGAUAUAAUCCGUUCGGUCUUAAUGGAUUUCCACACCCUCCAAUGGAAAAGAAAAAAAUGGAAGACAAUGGCGAUAUAUCAGACUCAGAGGAAAAUGGAUCAGCAGAUGAUAGCAAACCAGGGACGCCAGCUUUGUCCGUGAACAGUGAUGGUGGAAAUUCUAUGAAUGGAUUCAUGAUGAGCGGAGACAAAUUGACCACUACUUGUAAUAUUUGCUAUAAAACUUUUGCGUGUCGAAGUGCUUUGGACAUUCACUACCGUAGUCAUACCAAAGAGCGCCCUUUUAAGUGCGAAGUCUGUGACCGGUCCUUUACCACGAAGGGAAAUAUGAAGCAGCACAUGCUAACGCACAAAAUACGCGACCUUCCUAAUUCAUUCAAUAACAACAGCAACAGCAGUGAGAAUCUGGAAAACGAUGAAGCAUUUGAUACGCUCGAAAACUCCAACGACUCAGUAACAGACGAGAAGAAAACGGAGGACCAACCGCACAAACAAGAUUCGCCUAAAGUCAGUGAAAGCAAUAACCAGGAGCGACAGAGCAGCGCGCCUUCUGUUUCCAGUAGCAGUGGGAGUAAUUAUACAAAUAGUGGAGGAAGCGUCUCCAAUGGUUCACAGGAUAACUCCCCAUUCCUGCGAAGAACUCCACUGAAGCACCAAUGCCAAGUUUGCCAGAAAGGUUUCUCAAGCGCCAGCGCCCUACAAAUUCACAUCAGAACUCAUACUGGAGACAAACCCUUCAAAUGCACGGUUUGUGGUAAAGCCUUUACAACAAAAGGGAACUUGAAAGUUCAUAUGGGUACUCAUAUGUGGAAUAACAGUCCCUCUCGUCGUGGGCGCAGGAUGUCCAUCGAACCUCCGUUCAUGAUGACGCACAAAGAGAAUCCCUACAUGCAGGGAGGCUUUCCACCAAGAGCUCCGGAUUUCUUUCCUUACCAGUUUCCACCCUUCAUGAAUGGCGUCCCCCCUCACAAGAUGAACGAAAUAUCUGUCAUUCAGAGCCUGGCUAGUGGUAUGGGACACAUGCCGACUAUACCGCUCAACGCAGAUCAUCUGACCUCGCCACGACCCAAGCUCACUGACAGUGAAGGAAAAGCUGCGUCAUGGAGGAAAAGCGAUACGAAUGGAAAUAUUACUUCCUCGGGAGAGCUGGACUUGAGUAUGAAAACAAAUACAUCCACCUCACCAAACAAUAACAGUAAACCCUCCCCCACCCCCGGGGACAACUGGAACUCUGCCUGGAAGACCAUGUGUCACCUAUGUAACCAGAACUUUCCCUCCCCAUCAGCGCUAGAAUAUCACCUUCAGAACUUCCAUCUGAAAGGCGCCGAACCACGCCCAAAAAGCAUAGUUGCUUAAAUACUUAAAAAACGGUGUUGUAAAUUAUGUUAGGCAUUCCACUGUCAGCCAGAACAUUAUUGUGUUGUUGAAUGUUACUGUUUAUCAUCUGUGAAAAGAGAUAUGAAUGCAUCAGAAAUCCUGUAAAUAUUGAUAAGAAAUCCAAAUUGUUUCACAGAUAAAAAGGAUGGUGCAUUUACAAUAUACAUGUAGAGGCAUAUGUAAGGCUGUAGUAUUGUUAGCCGCUAUUGACGCAUGCAUUGAAGAAGUUUCAAAGUCUUGAAUUUUUGCAAGUAGUCUUGCGCAUGGAAAGUCUAGUCGAAUCUCAUCGAUAAUCAAACAACAUAUCACGUAAUAUAGUAUCUUCUACCUCGUUUUGCUUAUUGUAAACAUAGGGCGGUGUAUUCGAUUCAUUUUGAGUGGCUAUAUACGAUUGUUAUUCUUGGAAAGAAUAAGUGCUUGCAAUACCUGCUACGCAUUAAAAUUGAUUGAUACGCAGUCAAUGAAUAUUAAGCAUUUCAAUUAUCCAAAUAAGGGUUAUAUAUACAUAUAUGUUGAAUAGUGAGUACAUGUAUUGUAGUUUAGUACAGUGUUUCGCUUUGUAUACAAACCGUUAGUUUAUUUGUACAUACAGAUAUUGAUUUAUAUACAUAUACUGAUAUACAUGUAUUGCUUUUUUGUUAUUUUAUUAUGAAAGCUUACAGACUUGUACAUUUUAUUUUACUUGUUAUUUUCUUUACAUCAGACAAUUUUGUAAUUAUAUGUCUAGCUGUGGUUACCACGUCAUCAACUUUGUAUGAGAGUCACUUGUAGCUAUGGUAACAAGUUUACGGUGCUGCUUAGCAUUCUUUUGCCCCCUGCUGACAUUAUAUUAGAAUUUUUUGCGGAAUUUAUUUUUCACCGGUCUAUAGUUGUGUGCAUGUUUAUUUAUUGAACAAUAUUUGUGUCUUCCUUUGUUUCACUGCUGGGGUACAACACACAACCUAUCACCCCAAUCAUCUCCAUGCAAACAAUGUGCACUGGGAACAAAUACAGACUGUAAUGUGUAGUUUUAGAGUUUAAGACUAGAUCCUGUGUUAUUAUUUUUUUUCAUAUGAUGAAGUGAUAGUUAUUUGGUUUAUGGAAUAUGUGAUCAAAUGAGUUCACUUUAAAAAGGAAUUGUGACGCAUGCGUGCUGAGUGAAGUUGUCUGAACUUUUGACCUUUGUACAGUAUACAAAACGUUAAAGACGCCAGACAGAUGGUGAUAAAAUUUGUGAAAUCCAUAACUAAUCUGUAUUGUAGUUGUUCUGAAAACUGUAUUUAAAAAGUGAUUUUUAGGUAAGGAAAUCCAUGUUUGAUUAUUUCCCACAGGUUAUUGAGUUCUAGCGUUAGAUUUAGGUUCGACACUCUACAAAAGAACGUUAUUUGAUAACGCUGUAUUUUUGUCUGUGAUGACAUAAUUUGAAUAAUUAUAACACUGUACAGAAGUGUCGAAAUUAAAGUGUGGAUGUUUGGAAAGAUUUAGUGAUCCCAGGUUACCUGUGUUCUUCAUAGAUUUUGCCAAAUGGCAAAGAAGCAAAAUAAAAAUAUACGUAAAAAUA